Molecule: messenger RNA, 1377 nt
Organism: Lacerta agilis (Sand lizard)
Lineage: Eukaryota; Metazoa; Chordata; Lepidosauria; Squamata; Lacertidae
Product: NACHT, LRR and PYD domains-containing protein 1-like
Exons: 9
Coding region: 314-1273 (319 amino acids)
Biological process (GO): inflammatory response; innate immune response; regulation of apoptotic process
Cellular component (GO): canonical inflammasome complex
Source: RefSeq, a predicted model, not a curated record
UCGGUACUGCAGUGAGAAUACCCCUCAAUUUGUAGAAGAAGAAAGCAGUAGUCAGACAGAUGAGACUGCAAAUUUGGGGGGAAGUGUCCCAUGUAGCAGGUGUCCCAGUAAGGCUCUUCCAGGAAAAAUCAAACCGGAGGUGGUUCUGGAUUUACAAGGGAAUCAUGCAUCCUACAAGUUAUGCUUUACUGAGGCUGGCUCUUUCCGUUGUUGUUAUACUGAUCUCAUAUUUGAGGUGAGGGGAGCUGUGACCAUCACAUACCAAUUUGACUCAUGGCCUAAACACCUGAACAGGUGGGAUGCAUGGAAGCUGAUGGUUGCCGGCCCUUUGCUCAACAUCCAAGCAGAUCCGGUCGAGUCUGUGUCAGCUAUUCAGUUCCCUCACUUCCUGUGCCUUGCAGGUAAAAAGGGUUCCCGAGUCCGCAUAGCACAUUUUGUCGGUAGGAUGAUGAGUCUGCAGAAGCCAGCCAGAGUCGGACCACUUCAUGCUGUGUUGGAAAACCCCAAGUUAUAUCCUUGUGGAGCAGUUUUCAAAAAGUUAUGGUAUAAGCAAAAGAUAAAGGUGCACGCUGUGGCCCUGCUCUAUGAAAAGCUGGAAGUCCCUGCUCCAAAAUUCCACCUGUACCUCCUCCCCAAUGACUCUUCCUUUAGAAAGGCUGUCCAUGAGUAUGAAGUGAAGUGCCAUUCACGAAAAAUGCAAAAAAAUCCUGUGCCCAUGAAACCUCUUAAGAUUGGCUCUCGCUUCUUUGUGCGGAAGUUAGAUGAUGUCACAGUCUAUCCGAAGGAACUGAAGUUAAACUACCUGAAUGCAGACAUGAAACAGCAGUGCAUUGAACUGUGUGCUCAGCACAUACAGGAUGAACUGGAGCUCAACCUGAUAAAUAAGAAGGAUGAACUUGUGUGGAAGGCCUGUGUGAGACACGAUGAGUUGACUUCUGUUCUGCUCCCAGCACAAGAAGACUUGAAGCCUUCUGUUUUGCACUCAGCACAAGAUGCUCAUCCAUCCAGCUCCUCUGACUGCCAUUUCAUUGAACAGCACCGGGAACAGCUGAUCCAGCGGACCACCAACGUUGCAGCAGUCCUGGAUAUGCUGUACGGCCAAAUCCUGGAUGAAGAACAGUACCAAAAAAUCUCUUCGAGGGAAACUAACCAAGAAAAAAUGAGGGAACUCUACACGCUGGUGCCUGGCUGGAACCACUAUUGCAAGGAUCAGCUCUACAAGGCAUUGAAGGCCAAAAACAGGUUCCUUAUUGCUGACCUUGAAUGGAGCUGAGGCUGCAGAAAUGGAGAGAUCGAUCCCAGGAGAUCCAGCUGCAUGCACUGAAUGAUCUCAUGCCUUCCCUUUGGGCUCCUGUGUUUUUAACGUGGAGUACUGAA